Messenger RNA from Lodderomyces elongisporus, 1458 nucleotides. It is a transcript of the gene HXK2, whose product is annotated as hexokinase 2. Gene Ontology annotation, cellular component: mitochondrion; cytosol. Gene Ontology annotation, biological process: glycolytic process; carbohydrate phosphorylation; glucose metabolic process. Lineage: Eukaryota; Fungi; Ascomycota; Pichiomycetes; Serinales; Debaryomycetaceae. The record is from RefSeq and is a predicted model, not a curated record. Bases 1 to 1458 code for a protein of 485 amino acids. Gene Ontology annotation, molecular function: mannokinase activity; D-glucose binding; fructokinase activity. The transcript has a single exon.
AUGGUUCACUUGGGUCCAAAACCACCACAACAUAGAAAAGGUUCCUUCACCGAUGUCUCACCACAACUUAUGGAGGAACUCAAUGAGCUUGAAAAGCAAUUCACUGUUUCAGGCGAAACUUUGCGUAAAAUUGUCGACCACUUCAUCACUGAAUUGGACAAGGGUCUUUCCAAGGCUGGCGGUAACAUUCCCAUGAUCCCAGGUUGGGUGAUGGACUUCCCUACAGGUAAGGAGACUGGUGAUUACUUGGCUAUUGAUCUUGGUGGAACCAACCUUCGAGUUGUGUUGGUGAAACUUGGUGGAAAUAGAGAUUUCGACACUACUCAAUCGAAGUUCCCCUUGCCUUCUAAUAUGAGAACAGCUACCAGCGAGGAAUUGUGGUCCUUUAUUGCCAACUGUUUAAAGACUUUUUUUGAAGAAGAGUUUCCAAAUGGAGUUGAAGAACCAUUGCCAUUGGGCUUCACAUUCAGUUAUCCUGCUAGUCAAAAUACAAUCACACAAGGUGUCUUGCAAAGAUGGACUAAAGGAUGGGCCAUCGAAGGUGUUGAGGGUCACGAUGUGGUCCCAAUGUUGCAAUCUGCAAUUGAGAAAGUUCAAGUUCCAGUCAAGAUUGUUGCCGUGAUCAAUGAUACUGUGGGUACAUUAGUUGCUUCAAACUACACUGACCCUGAAGCAAAAUUGGGUCUUAUUUUUGGUACUGGUGUUAAUGGUGCAUACUAUGACGUUGUUGGCGAUAUUCCUAAAUUGGAGGGCAAGCUUGAAAGUGAUAUUGGAGUAGACUCUCCAAUGGCCAUCAACUGUGAAUAUGGAUCAUUUGAUAACGAGAAGUUCAUUUUGCCAAGAAACAAGUACGAUGUGAUGAUCGAUGAAGAGUCACCAAGACCAGGACAGCAAACAUUUGAAAAGAUGAAUUCUGGUUACUACCUCGGUGAAAUUUUGAGAUUGGUUCUUGUCGACUUGGCUGAGAACAAAAAAGUUAUUUUCAAAAACCAAGACUUGACCAAGUUGAACGAAGUGUACAUUCUUGACACUUCAUUCCCAGCAAAGAUUGAAGAAGAUCCAUUUGAGAACCUUUCGGAUGUGCAAGAGAUUUUCCAAAGCGUCUUGGGUCUCGAGACGACUGUUCCAGAACGUAAAGUUAUCCGCCGUAUUGCAGAGUUGAUUGGAAACAGAUCCGCCAGAUUGUCAGUUUGUGGUAUUGCUGCUAUCUGUAAGAAGAGAGGAUACAAGACUGCCCACUGUGCUGCCGAUGGAUCAGUUUACUCGAAAUACCCUGACUUUAAGCAAAGAGCUGCCCAAAGUUUGAGAGAUAUCUUUGAGUGGUCAGACGAUGUGAAGGAAGAUCCUAUUUUGAUUGUAGAUGCAGAGGAUGGAAGUGGUGUUGGUGCAGCCAUUAUUGCUGCAUUGACUGAAAAGAGAUUGAAGGAGGGAAAAUCCGUUGGUAUUAAGGGUGCUUGA